AUGGCGAAUCCACAUGAACCUCAUUUCUUUAAGCCUCUGCUUCCUGGUUUCCACAGUGGCAUCACAAUACCACUUGCCUUCUUCUCAAAGCACAUAGAAGGGAAGACGAACCAGAAAACAUGGAAACUAAGAUCGGACGCUUCAGAUCAAACUUGGGAAGUGAUACAAGAAGGCAGGACACGCACCGGAGGUUGGAAAUAUUUCACCACAGCACAUGACCUUCAAAUCGGUGACCUUGUCAUCUUCAAACACAAAAGAGACAUGGUGUUUCAUGUCAUUCCUUUUGGUCCUAGCUGUUGUGAGAUUCAGUAUACACAUCCUCACAUCAUCAAGGAAGAAGCCGACGCGGGUGAUGCUGAUGACAUUGAGAUUAGAGGAACAGGGGCAAUGUCUUCUUUCUCAUUCGACUACUGUUUUUUGGCUGAGGUCACUGCUUCAAAUCUAAAAGCAGACAAACUUUAUCUUCCUAAGCGAGCUACGAGUUCUACUGCUUUGAACAAACAAUGCCAAGAGAUGAUACUAGUGAACAAAGAAGGGAAUUCAUGGACUGCGAGUUUGCGAUUUAGCGAAUCAGGCGGCAUGUAUUACAUCACAAGAGGCUGGAGAAAGUUCUGUCGUGAUAACAAAUGCGACAUAGGAGACUUAUUUGUGUUCAAUCUGGUUGGAGAUGGGAAAUCUACUCCAUUGUUGUGUGUAUGUCCGGAAAGUAAAGAGUUUUAUGAACUACUGAGCAAACACUUGAGCAGAAAGCAUGGUGACAUUGCUUCUGGCUCACGGGUGAAUUAG
Brassica napus (rape) is the source of this 786-nucleotide messenger RNA. RefSeq names its product B3 domain-containing protein REM9-like. Bases 1 to 786 code for a protein of 261 amino acids. Lineage: Eukaryota; Viridiplantae; Streptophyta; Magnoliopsida; Brassicales; Brassicaceae. The transcript is spliced from 5 exons. Gene Ontology annotation, molecular function: DNA binding. The record is from RefSeq and is a predicted model, not a curated record.